AUGUACAAUCCUCACUACAGCGGCACCUUGGAGAUUCCUCUGAAGGGAUCAGACAAUGUCCUCGAGAUCUCUCGCUCCAACCUUCCCAACCCUGCGGAGCUAUUUGAAAUCUUGAGGUCCGAGGAAGCUCCUCUGAGGCACUACGUCCUCUUCGCGCUCGAGUAUGCUCGUCAGAAUAAUGUCGACUAUGCCAUCAAGAUCCUGGCUGACGGUCUGCAUGUCGAGUACGACUCCAACCCACGCCCCCGCCUUCCCUUGCACAAUCUUCUCGCAUCACUCCACAUCCGCAAGGCAUACCAGCCCGGCGUCACCGCACAAGAACGCAACACUCAUCUCUCAGACGCAACGAAACACUUGGGGUCCGCCGAGAAGAUCAACCCCAAAGACGACACCACCUGGGUCAGCAAAGGACUGUUGUUGCUUGCUCGCAGCUCAUUGGACGACGCCCAUCGCCACUUCAAGCAGGUCCUGGGAGAGAACCCUCGCAGCAUCCCUGCUCUUCUUGGAAUGGCUCGUAUUCAGAUCAUCCGCGAGAACUAUUCCCAAGCAUUGACCACCUACCGCCAGGUUCUGAAACUUCUUCCCGACUGCACACCCAACCCAAGAAUUGGCAUGGGAAUUUGUUUCUACAAGCUUGGCAUGGAGGAUACCGCUAUUACCUCUUUCAGACGCUGUAUUGAGAUGAACCCUCGCGACGCUACAGCCUAUGUCAUGCUCGCGAUGAUCGAAUUCAACAAGACAAAGAAGCAGGAUAUGUCAGGAGAAGAAUUGCACGAUACAUACAAACAGGGAUUCCAGUACCUCAAGGCAGCAUACGACGCCGAUAAGCACCACCCCGUUGCUGGUCUCCUUUUGGGCAAACAUUUCACAUUGAUCGGCGCACCUGAGAAGGCCAUGAAACUCGCCCUCAAGGCAUCAAACUCCACCGGUCUCAAGAAUGUUCAGUCAGAGGGAUUCUACAUUAUGGCCAAGAUCAGUCACCAAAAGGGCGCCUACUCCGAGGCAUGCUCUCUUUACCAAAAGGCAGUCAGCUUCAACCCCGACAACCACAUGGCUCAGUUUGGACUGGGGCAGACGCUUUUGUUCAAGCAGGAUAUCGCCUCUGCCAUCACUGCAUUCGAGAGGAUCCUCGCCAAGGAGCCUAAGUGUGUCGAGGCUAUUGCUGUCUUGGGAUCAAUCUACUCUCGUUCACCAGGAACAAAGAGCAAGGCAUUGGAGUACUUUGACAAGGCAACCAACAUUAUCCACGAACGCAACACUCUCGCAAUACAGGAUCCUCUCAUGUUCACGGAGAUGGCGCAGCUUCUCGAGCAGACCGACAUCAGCAAGACGACCAAGGCGUACAUGUUUGCUCUUGGAAUCUGCAGUCAAAAGAUCGAACGUGGCGAGACUGUGGAAUACAUGCCCGAGCUCCUGAAUAACAUUGCAGCGAUCAACCACAUGGACGGACGUUUGGAUUCGGCUGAGACCAGCUACAACAAGGCACUGGAUCUUUGCGAGACCAAGAUGGAGGAGAACGGAGUGGACGCAGCUACGAGAGCCACCAUCACGUCAAUUCGCUACAACCUGGCUCGUCUCUAUGAGGAGCGAAAUGAGGUUCCACGUGCAGAGGAGAUUUACAGGGACAUUGCUCAAAAGUACCAUGGAUAUGCCGACGCCCAUCUUCGUCUCGGAGUGAUUGAGCAGAACCGUGGCAACUAUGAGCAGGCAACUGAGCUCUACAAGGUUGUCUAUGGCAUGAUCGACAACAAGAACGUGGAUGCAUGGACAUUGAUGGGCAUGUUGCAGCUCAACCAGAACCAGAUCAGGAACUCGCGCAAGACCAUGGAGAGAAUCGUCAAGGAGAUCAACCGCCACGAUGUUUACGCUCUCAUUGCUCUCGGCAACAUCCAGCUCAACAUUGCUCGCGAGGAGAAGGAUAAUGCUAUCAAACAAGAGCUUUACAAGAAGGCGUUUGAGUUCUUUGAUAAGGUUCUAAAGAUCGAUGCCCACAAUGCUUACGCUGCCAACGGUAUCGCCAUCAAUGUGGCCGUUCACGGUCGUCACAAGGAGGCCAGGGAAAUGUUCCUGCAGCUUCACGAGAACGCUUCAACCAUUCCAGCCCUGUCUCUCAACCUGGCGUUGGUGUCUGCUGACAUGGGACAGUACAUGAACGCCGUGACUUUGUAUGCCAGUGCCUCCAAGAAAUACUUUAAUGACGAGGAUCCCAAUGUGUUGCUAUCGAUGGCCAAGGCGCAAUACUGUCUGGCCAAGCAGGAGAAGAGCCCGGAGAAGAUGCUGGAGGCUUUGACCAUGACUCAGAGGGCACUCCGCUUAGCCCCAAGCGACAAGACGACCCUGUACGAUAUUGCGUUGAUCCAACAGUCCUACGCUCAGCUUGUUUCGGAUCGCCAGAGCGAGAACCGCACCAUUGCCGACAUCAAGAAUGCCAUGGCUGGCUUGGGCACUGCCAAGGGAAUCUUGAAGUCAUUGGCAGCUGUGCCAACGAAGGAGCACGUCUACUAUGAGCGCGACAUUGCAGCCCAACGUGAGAAGCACGGAGAUUCGCUGUUGAACAUUUUGGAGCGAAAGCUCAAGGAUCAGGAGGCACACGAGGCAGACAAGGAGCGCCAAGCAGAGGAAUCUCGUCAGAAGCGUGAGGAUGAAAAGACACAGCGCGAGGAGGAAGAGCGGAUACGCCUUGAGAAGCAAGAGGAGGAGGAGCGGGAGAUUCUGGAGAGACGUCGUCUAUUGGAUCUGGGUGCAAAGGAGACUCAGAAGGAGUUGGAUGAGUUGAACCGCGAGCGUGCUGAGCGCAAGCGUAUGGUGGUCAGUGAUGAAGAGGUGAGCGAAGGCGAGUUUGAGAAUGGCGAACGCGAGACCAAGAAGCAGAAGAAGGAGCGCAAGCCCAAGGAGCCCAAGGAACCAAAGGAACCAAAGGAACCUAAGAAGGGCAAGCUUCGCAAGAAGUCCGAGAUUGAGGGCAGGGCCAGGAGCAAGAGUGAAGAUCGGGAUGAGGACGAUCGUGACGGUGAUCCCACCUCCCACCGGAACACUUCCAAGAAGUACAAAUCGAAGGAGAUCAUCGAUUCUGAUGAUGACAUGUCGGAGUAG
Linnemannia hyalina is the source of this 3093-nucleotide messenger RNA. The record is from the annotation of a GenBank genome assembly. NCBI's taxonomy places the organism in Eukaryota, Fungi, Mortierellomycota, Mortierellomycetes, Mortierellales, Mortierellaceae.